This is a messenger RNA of Mandrillus leucophaeus (drill), 506 nucleotides long. It is a transcript of the gene BET1L, whose product is annotated as Bet1 golgi vesicular membrane trafficking protein-like. The transcript is spliced from 4 exons. The record is from RefSeq and is a predicted model, not a curated record. Lineage: Eukaryota; Metazoa; Chordata; Mammalia; Primates; Cercopithecidae. The coding region runs from base 135 to 401 and encodes 88 amino acids. Gene Ontology annotation, biological process: regulation of retrograde vesicle-mediated transport, Golgi to ER; retrograde transport, endosome to Golgi. Gene Ontology annotation, molecular function: SNAP receptor activity. Gene Ontology annotation, cellular component: SNARE complex; Golgi trans cisterna.
GGCCCAGCAGCUCCAGCGAGGGGUCGCGCAGCUGCGGGGUCCCCCCACUCCCCGCCGCUCCCUGUGAGAUCGUUUUGCAUGGGUUCAGGAGCCCGGGCGCUGUGGAAGAGAUUCUAGACCGGGAGAACAAGCGAAUGGCCGACAGCCUGGCCUCCAAAGUCACCAGGCUCAAAUCGCUUGCCCUGGACAUCGAUAGGGAUGCAGAGGAUCAGAACCGGUACCUGGAUGGCAUGGACUCGGAUUUCACAAGCAUGACCGGCCUGCUUACAGGGAGUGUGAAGCGCUUUUCCGCAAUGGCAAGGUCUGGACGAGACAACCGGAAGCUUCUAUGUGGCAUGGCUGUGGGUCUAAUUGUGGCCUUCUUCAUCCUCUCCUACUUCUUGUCGAGGGCAAGGACGUGAGACAGUGGGAGCUGGUGUCUGUGGGUGCCAAGGGCAGCCAUUGUCUUCCCUGCCUGGCGUCUUGGGCUCCAGAGGACUUACCUACAAAGUACUCCUUUGAAAUUA